AUGAACGCCUUUGGCGACGAACAGCGUGCUGGCCAGUGUACCCUGCGAAGCAUCACUGAUGGCUCGUGCCCUGGAGCCUUGGAGCUGACGUCAAUCGUGUACUGUUCCUCACGGUUUCUCGCCACGAAGCACGUGGGCGAGGAAUCGACGGACUUGAAGAGCGGCAACGUGCUGGUAUCAUCGUCGCUGCGUGCCAAGAUUACGGACUUUGGGUCCAUUCGCCAGUGCUUCACGCGUGACAGAAAUCAGCAGCAAAGGACACGCCUGUCCUCAAGCCAUGCAUGA
Molecule: messenger RNA, 285 nt
Organism: Salpingoeca rosetta
Lineage: Eukaryota; Choanoflagellata; Craspedida; Salpingoecidae
Exons: 3
Coding region: 1-285 (94 amino acids)
Source: RefSeq, a predicted model, not a curated record